Messenger RNA from Aphis gossypii (cotton aphid), 1731 nucleotides. It is a transcript of the gene Cth, whose product is annotated as cystathionine gamma-lyase. Gene Ontology annotation, molecular function: cystathionine gamma-lyase activity; pyridoxal phosphate binding. The record is from RefSeq and is a predicted model, not a curated record. The transcript has 8 exons. Gene Ontology annotation, cellular component: cytoplasm. Bases 353 to 1555 code for a protein of 400 amino acids. Gene Ontology annotation, biological process: transsulfuration. Lineage: Eukaryota; Metazoa; Arthropoda; Insecta; Hemiptera; Aphididae.
UCUUUUUACAAUAUUCAACUUGUAAUCGUAUUGACACCAACACAAGUGCGGCUGUAUAGUUUAACUAGCAUAAAAAGUCUGCAGUAUGGUAUAGGUACUACCCAUAAGCCACAAACAUACACACACUAACGCAUUCGUCGGAGAAGGGUGGCGGCGGGUACGCAUGCGCGUCGUCAUUGUCGGCGAAACGAAUAAAAUACCGACACCGGAUCGUACAACACCAGUGCACCACCAGUGUGGCAACCGAGUCGAGUUUUGUCAAGAGCCGAACCUUACUAAAAUUCAACGCAGUUUGCUAGGCCACGUGCUCGUCCCCCGACAACUAAUAACACCGCGAUCCAAUAUUUAAAAAAUGUCAGAUUCGAAUUACCCACCAUGCCAGAGGAAGAUCGAUGAACACUUUGGAACUAAAGCUAUACACGUAGGCCAAAAUCCGGACCAGUGGUCUUUUAAAGAUGUCGUUCCUCCAAUUUCAUUGACUACGACCUACAAACAAUACGGCCCAAACGAUCACGCUGGAUUCGAGUACAGUAGGUGCGGCAACCCGACCAGACAAGUUUUGCAGAACUGCAUAGCUUCGCUGGACGGUGGCAAACGCAGUCUGACCUUUGCGUCUGGCCUGGCCGCCACUACGGCCGUUGUCCAACUGCUGCAGUCCGGAGAUCAUAUCCUGUGCGGAGAUGACAUGUACGGCGGCACAAAUCGGUACUUUUCGAAGAUAGCGUCUAAGUUCAAUGUGAAAUUCACAAUGACUGAUAUGACGAACGACAAGAACAUAGCGAAAUUGAUUUUGCCCGAGACCAAGUUGGUGUGGAUGGAGAGCCCUACGAACCCGUGCAUGAGAGUUGUUGACUUGGAAUCGAUUUCGACAAUUGUUCAUAGUAUACGAAAAGACAUCAUUGUAGUUGUCGACAACACGUUCCAGACACCUUAUUUCCAAAAACCGCUUGACUUGGGCGCAGAUAUCGUGCUUUACUCACUAAGUAAAUACAUGAACGGUCAUUCGGACGUCAUAAUGGGCGCACUUGUCCUAAACGAUUCGGAAUUAUUUGAUCGUCUAGCCUACAUUCAGAAUUCUUGCGGUAUCAUGUCGUCGCCUUUUGACUGUUACCUCGUCAACCGCGGUCUGAAAACUCUGCACGUGCGCAUGAAGGAGCACAUGAAGAACGGAUUAGCCGUAGCCAAGUUCUUGGAACAACAUCCGCUCGUCGAACAAGUGCUGCAUCCGGGUUUGCCGUCGCACCCCCAACACAAGGUGGCUUUAAAACAGGCCAGUGGUUUUAGCGGCAUGUUGUCGUUUUACAUCAAAGGCGGUAUCGGCGAAGCCACUAGAUUCUUACAGGCCAUCAGAGUGUUUUGCUUGGCCGAAAGUCUCGGCGGAUUCGAAAGUCUGGCCGAUCAUCCAGCACUCAUGACUCAUGCUUCAGUUCCUCCAGAAGAACGAGCAGCAUUAAAUAUUUCGGACAAUUUAAUCCGUUUGUCUGUGGGAUUAGAAUCGGAAGAAGAUUUAAUCGCUGAUCUCGAUCAAGCACUAAAUGCUUCUGUUAAAAAAUAAUCGCGUGUUUUAGUUUAAAUAGUAUUUUAUUCGUGUCAAAUUACGUUAAUGUUAAUCGGUUAAUAUACCUAAAUAAUAUUAUAUAAUAAUUAUUAUUAUUUUUUAUUAUUAUUAUUAUUAUUAUAUAUAAUAUAUAUAUAUAUAUAUAAUGUAAUAAAAUAUAUUUAUUAAGAAUA